Messenger RNA from Carassius gibelio (silver crucian carp), 2571 nucleotides. RefSeq names its product BCL10 immune signaling adaptor (gene bcl10). Gene Ontology annotation, cellular component: cytosol; CBM complex. NCBI's taxonomy places the organism in Eukaryota, Metazoa, Chordata, Actinopteri, Cypriniformes, Cyprinidae. The record is from RefSeq and is a predicted model, not a curated record. Gene Ontology annotation, biological process: canonical NF-kappaB signal transduction; adaptive immune response; positive regulation of extrinsic apoptotic signaling pathway. Gene Ontology annotation, molecular function: NF-kappaB binding; kinase activator activity; protein kinase B binding. Bases 246 to 995 code for a protein of 249 amino acids. The transcript has 3 exons.
GCGUGCAUUGUGACGUAGGAGCGCCUAAGCAUGCAUCAAAUAAGGAAGUCUCAGAUCCGGUAGUUCCCCUUUACUUUAAGAGAACUAUUAGAUAGUUCGGUUAAAACCCAGUUCAAGCUUCGCCAUCGCAUGUUCAAAAAGUCUUGCCUUUUCAUGCGUUUCCCGUCUUUAAAAUUGAGUUUGUAGUCAUAUUUUCUUACCGUAACCAGUUGAAACCGCAACAAAGGUGAAAAGCAGACAACAGGAUGGAUGUUACUCACCUGACGGAGGACGAAAUGGCCGAUAUAAAGAAGGAAGCCAUAGAGAGGUUACGCCCAUACCUGGUGGAUAAGAUCAUCGCAGAGCGGCACUUUGAUUACUUGCGCUCAAAGAAAAUCCUGACCAGAGAUGAUACAGAGGAGAUCAGCUGCAGAACCACGAGAGGGAGACGCACCAGCAAACUGCUGGAUAUCCUGGCAGAAAACCCUCGGGGUCUAGACAUGCUCAUAGAGUCCAUCAAAUGGGGCCGAACACUCAACUUCAUCAUCGCAAAGAUCACUGAUGAAGUGCAGAGCGUGAAAAAUGAGCGACUGGAAGCUUUAAAAGCAGGGUCCUCUGCAAAUUCAUGUUAUUCAAGUACAAAAGGAGCAACCAAUGACUUCUCCAAAAUGGACCCGGACUAUGACAAGUACUCUACUAUAUGCUAUCAUCCAGAAGGGGAAGGAAGUCCGUCGUCCUCUGUGGCUACGGGAUCCUUUAACCUGCAUUACGGCUCGGGUCGAGGGAACGAGGCGGUGUCAGUCUGCGGCGGCGCUGGGAGCAUGAACGUGUCCUCCAACAUCUCAUCAAGCCUGCCUAAACCUGGAGACCCUGGAGCUCCGCCGCUGCCCGAGGAGCCCGAUAUGGACAACCAGGAUAUAGAUGCUGCUGUUUGUGGAAGUACAGGAAGUAGUGGGGAUGCUAACUUCCAGCCGCUGCGCUCACGUUCUCUGGCUCCGAUGUCUCACAUGUCGUAGCGCAGCCUUUGGAUGUAAUCUCCUGCAUUCCAUCAAUGCGUGAGAUGCAGAACAUUCUCCAAAACAAAUGUCUCUAAUCAGCACUGUCACACUGCUAAUCUUUCUUCUGCUUGUUAAAUGUGCUUAAUUAAAACAAGCUUAUGCUGAACAUUUUGUUUCUACUUACUUUAAAUGUCUCCAAUCAUGUAGAACUGAAUUUUACUUCAUUUAGUUAACACUUUACUUAAAGCAUUUAUUUAUAAUGCAUUAAAAAGGGAUUCAUAAUGUAUCUUUUAAUGCAUAAUGUAAUUUCAUAAAUAAUUGGAACCAAGUUAAAAUGCAUUAUAAUUACCAUAGUGCUGUCAAAUCCAAAUACGUUUUUUUUUCUCCAUAAUAUAUGUGUGUUCGGUGUAUAUUUAAAUACACAUGCAUACAGUAUAUAGUUUGAAAGUAUUUACAUGUCUAUAUUUAUAUUUAUAAUUUAUAUAAUAAAUAUUUAAUAUGUAAACAAAACUUUUCUGAAAUGUAUACAUAUAUGUGUGUGUAUUAUAAUAAAUAAACACAGUACACACACAUACAUAAUGUAAACAAAAACUUUUUUGGAAGCGAUUAAUCGCGAUUAAUCGUUUGACUGCACGGAUUAUAAUAUUUGAAGGCUUGUUUGUCAAGUGUUAUACUUUCUGAAGGUGUAACAAUGAAGAGAAAAGCUUUGUAACUGUGGUUACCAUUAUUUAUGAAAUCAUGCAAUGCAUUAUAAGGUGCAUUAUAGGGCGUAAUUAAUGCAUUAAAUCUAAGGCUUCAAGUAAAGUGCUACGUGUUUUUUUUUUUUUUUUUUUGUAGAAGUAAACUGGGCAGUGGAUUUCUGGUUCCCUGCAUGCUUUGCAUAGGGCUGGAUUGGAACAGUUAAAUGUUACUUAAGUGAUAGGAGAGUAAAAUGUGUUAUUCUGAGUAAAGGGAAAACCCUGUUGGUGUUUACUGCUGUUAUGCUGACAUUUAAAGAGUUUCUAUAUUGUGAUUUUGUGGUUACCAUUGUGCUGAAGAGUAAAGCUUGUGGUUAAGUUAAGUGGGUGGAUCCAUGAUUUAAGUUGUAUAGUAUGUUGUUCCACUCAAUGAGCAAUAAUGCUGUGAUAACAUCAGCGUAGAGUUCACUGCAAACAAUUGCUGUUCUGACUACAGAAAGUGUUUAAAUAUACAGUAAAAGUCAAAGGGUUUCUAUUACUCACUUUUACAAGUAAACAGUUGUGUAACUUAUUGAAAAGGGAAGACUUUAGGUAAUGUGCUGUUAAGGUGGAUUUUACAUGUGAUUAAAUCUACCCAAACAAAUUGAGAGCAAAUUGUUAUCUUGGUUUCAUUCUGGAACCUUAGCAGUUUUUACAGUGCAUUACUGUAAAUGAUCCUAGCCUAUAAUAAUGAUGAUUUUCAUGGUGUUUAUAUUUUGUUAAACAUGUUAUAUAGUCAUAUAUAGUAACAGGUCAUCAGUUUAUAGUAGCCUAUAAAGUGUAUAACUUACCGUAAUUGGUCACACUAUAUUAGUUGGCUAUAACUACUAUGUACUAACAUUAUUAAAUGCAUACAACAAUGUGGAUUUCCUGGGUAA